This is a messenger RNA of Copidosoma floridanum, 4660 nucleotides long. RefSeq lists its product as uncharacterized. The record is from RefSeq and is a predicted model, not a curated record. Lineage: Eukaryota; Metazoa; Arthropoda; Insecta; Hymenoptera; Encyrtidae. Gene Ontology annotation, biological process: proteolysis. Gene Ontology annotation, molecular function: cysteine-type peptidase activity; cysteine-type endopeptidase inhibitor activity.
CGCGAUCAGCCAGUCGCUCCUCGAGCGUCAAAGUAAGAGGAGUCGUAACAAAUACCCAAUUUAAUACUGAAGGAUACAUAUACAUACCCAUUUGGCAGCGUAUAUAAAACGAGAGAGAGGGCCAUAAGUGUACGCAAUACGUGUGAUAAUAAUUAUACAUUCCGCGAGAGCACGUAAGAAAGAAAAACAAAACAAAAAAAAAAAAAAAUAUGGCAGCCUCGCGCCUCUUCGCCAAGACGAGGCCCUGCCUUUUGCUGCUGGCUGUGGCGUGUUUGGGCAUUGACUCGGCCCUGGGACAGGUCCAGCUGCCCUGGACCAACGUCGAGCCGAGCUACGUGCCUCGGGUUUACGUGCAGCGAGGCCUCAACUUUCUCAAUGACAUAGCGCCCAAUGGGCACACUUACAAGCACGGCAGUCUCGUCGCGGCGCAGAUUGUGAUGUCCUCUACGAAUCACAAAAUGUACCGACUGACGUUCAAUCUGGAGCCGGUGUGCAAGGGCAUUGGCGAAACCUGUCCCCGCGAGAGCUGCACCUUGGACGCGUACAUCACCGACUCGGAGUACUAUCAGCCACCGAUCGUCAACCGAGACAGCGUGCAGUGUCACGACUUGCCAGCCAAAAAGGAACAACAGCCAGCCGGCGUCGAUAGCUUGGACAAACCGACGGCGACCAGCCUGGAUAGCGAGGUCCAAAUGUCCGCGGACCACAACGACCGGCCCUUUGUCGCCGUUAAGGCCACCCAGUCCGACUACUGUCCCAAUUGUCCUUACGAGCUGAAUACCUCGCUGCCCGGGCUCUCUGCGUUUGGUGAUCAGGUGCUCCAAUCCAUGGACGAGGCUGGUGUUAGUGACUUUAAGCACAAGCUCAUCAGCAUCGUCCGGGUCACUCGCACCGUACCUUUGAGCUCGAGCGUCAUCCGCUAUCACCUCCUCAUCGAGAUCGGCGAGUCGACUUGCCUGAGAACAUCGCACAUCGAGGUGUCCGAGUGUUCGCUACAGUCAAACCUGCCCAUCAAGCUCUGCCUGGUGACCUUCGAGGAGCGUCCCUGGCAGACCGGUAGCCGGCGCAUCACCAAGAACAACUGCACAGACUCGCUACUCGACAACGACAACGAGGUCAGCGCGAGCGUCGAUCCAUCGACGGGUUUCUCGUUUGAGGCGCCAACCGGAGCUACUAGUCAAAAUCGCGAUGACGCCGAGUCAACCAAGACCGAGAUCUACGACCAAAUAGCCCAGGAGGCGCAGGAAGUUUUUCGCGUACCCAGUAUGGAACUAUCGACUUCGAAAGGUGCAGUCAUCGAGGAACUGCCGCACACGAGAGUGGUCCUGGUUGGGGUGACUGGUGAACAAAGCGAGCCUUCCGUCAAGUUUGGCGAGGACAAAAUGAAGGAAUUCGACAAGUUCCUCGAGGACUUUGAGCUGCCAGUCAAAACCGAGACGACCAGCCCCAAGCCUGACUUGGGUGUACCCGUGAAGGAAGAGAUCAUCGUGAAGGAGCACGUCGAGGAUAAGGCUGAUAACGAGACCUUGGAGGCAAGCGAGGAGGGUCAGAAGUCGCUGAAACCGGUGUUGCUUCCAACCGUCGAGUCAAGGCGAUCGAAGAGAUCCACAAAGGUGCUGGAUAACAACAAGGCUGGACUUCGCAAGCUGGCGGUCAAGGUCGUCGAGAUGAUUGACGAGCUUGACGAGGACAAUAAAAAGAAGCACCUGGUCGACGUGACCGGCGAAAGCGUUAGAGAGUCGCACGGAAUCGUGUAUCACCUGACCGUCGAAGUCGAGGCCACCGACUGCAGGGAGGCAGAAGUAUCGACCGAGUGUCUGGACGAAGUCAUACCGGGGCCGCAUCAGAUCUGCAAGUGCGUCGUAGCCACCAGCGAGAAAAAGCCUCUAAUGGCACCCAAGCUGUUGCACUACAGCUGCAAGUACAAGGACGAGCCGGAGACUCGACCGAGAAGAGAGGCGCUUGUUGGACAGCCACAAGCUUUUGACACGAACGAUCCGGAGAUUAAAAAAUAUGUAGAGCUCGGGCGCCAGAAAUACUCCCAGCAAUUGCAGGGAAUCCAAGAGCCAAUCGUCAGCCAAGUGAAGAAUGUGACGCGUCAAGUAGUAGCCGGCUAUUUGUAUAAAAUCGUGGUUGACAUAGGCUUAAGUACUUGCGAGAAGGGCCAAACCGAGAAGUGCGAGCUGAAGGCCGACGAGGUACUCAAGGAGUGCACCAUCGAGGCGUGGACCAGAGCUUGGAUAAACAAUGGAGAGCCCGAAAUCAAAAUUAAAUGCACCGAAGGCAGAAAAAAGCGAUCGCUCAGGGGUCAGAAUUACAGUGCGAAAAUGCUCGGGCAGGCCAAACAGCUGAAGGAAGAGAAACUGUUUCACGAGUUCAUCUCCAAGUAUGAGAAACAGUACGCGAACGACGAGGAAAAGGAGAAGCGCUUUAAGAUCUUCAAAGAGAAUUUGGACCUGAUAGAGGAGCUACAGAGAAACGAGCGGGGCACCGGGCGCUACGGCGUUACCAUGUUUGCCGAUCUUACCAAAGCCGAGUUCAAAGCCAAGUAUCUGGGACUUAAGCCAUCGCUGAGAUCGGACAACGACAUUCCCCUACCAAUGGCCGAGAUCCCCAAUAUCGAGAUACCUGCCGAAUACGACUGGAGGCACUACAACGUCGUCACGCCGGUGAAAAAUCAAGGCCAGUGCGGCUCCUGUUGGGCAUUCUCAGUGACCGGCAACGUGGAAGGCCAGUACGCCAUAAAACACGGCCAGCUGAUGUCGUUCUCGGAGCAGGAGCUCAUUGACUGCGACAAGUUGGACAGUGGCUGCAACGGAGGCCUGCCGGAUACAGCGUACAGAGCUAUCGAGGAAUUGGGAGGCCUGGAAACAGAAACGGACUAUCCCUACGAGGCGGAGAACGAGGCGUGCCACUUUAGCAAAGGCAAGGCCAAGGUGACGAUUGUCUCGGGAUUAAACAUUACCAGCAACGAGACCCAAAUGGCACAGUGGCUGGUGAAAAAUGGCCCGAUGUCCAUUGGCAUCAAUGCCAACGCCAUGCAGUUCUACAUUGGAGGAGUCUCGCAUCCUUUCCACUUCCUCUGCAGUCCCAGCGAUCUAGACCACGGUGUUCUGAUUGUUGGCUACGGAAUCAAAACUUACCCAAUCUUCAAUAAAACUUUGCCUUAUUGGCUGAUCAAGAACAGCUGGGGUCCGCAUUGGGGUGAGCGAGGGUACUACAGAGUUUACAGAGGAGAUGGAUCUUGCGGAGUUAAUCAGAUGGUCACAAGUGCAGUUGUCGCUUAAUGGAUUAUUAAUUUCAGAAUUAAUAAGCUCAAUUUGGUUACCUUUGAUUACGAGUUCACCAUUGAAAUUUAUAAUGUGAAAGAUCGAUGAUCUUUAAAUCGAAUUCAUAACAAAUAGUAACAUGCAUAUAAUAAUGUUGAAUAGAUCAUCUAUCAACAUCGAAUCGUCUUCAAACGAAAUUAGUCAAUAAGUGAGAUUAAAAAUUUUUUGUACAAGAAACAACUAAUAUAUAUACAUAUAUAUACACAUAGAUAUACUUAACUUGAGUCACGAAUAUAAUACAUGCGAAACAAUAGUAGAAACAAAAAGUGAGUAUGAUUCCACAUGUACAUGUUUACUUUCCAAUGAGAUUUUCUUUUGCAUUCUGACGAAACGUUUGUAAUGCGAUAAGAGCGGUUUAAUGUAAGUUUUAUUAUCUGUAUAAAACUGUAACAUAUGCAUAUUAUUGUUGCUCUUUUAAAAAAGAAAUUAUAACUUUACAUUUUUUACUAAUAAAAUAAAAAAAGUGUGCCAAACAAAAAAAUUAACGCAUUUAUAAUUUAACAUUGUAAAAUUGUGACAAGUUAAAGCAAACAAAAGAUGAACUGAUGAAUUUUCUUGUGAUAUUAGGAAAGACUGGACUUUUAAUUUAAACAAAUAAUGAUUUUACAGAUUGAAAAACAGUUUAUUCAGUUAUCCAUAAAAUUAAUUCAUAAUACAAUUACACGAAGACUAUACACGAACUUUGACUUGUUAAUUAUUAAAUCAAAAUAGGUAUUGCGAGUCGCAAAACUAAAUAGAAAAUACGCGAUUGUAAUGAUGAAUAAGCAUGGGUAAUGGGAAAUAAUUGUCUGAAUUAAAAGUUAUUAAACUGACUUAAAUCUUUUAUUUAUUCUAAUUAUCGCAACACUGACCAAAUGUGUGUGUCUUUACAGAAUAAAUCAACUAAACCAAGUGGAAAUAAUUGCAACCCACUUUUAAUGCAAACGCUGUCAAAUUCUAAUUUUACAGGUGACUGUAUGUUAGUGCACUAUCUCACAUGCACAUUAUUUAAACUCCGAGAUGAGUUAACUAUAUAGUGACACUUAACUUAUUAUUUGUGGACUCUAGUAAUUUUUCAAUUUUAAAACUGUUUUUCUCCACUUUAACUAUCUCAGUUUGUAAAAAAGUUGUAGAAAACAAAAUAAGAAAGAAUUAAGUUUUGUCACAUCUUACGCAACCGAAAGAACAAAUAAAAUCGUGAGUGUGAAUGCCGAUCAGUCAAAAGUUGAAAAAUUUACAUUCCGCUUAAUUUGUUAAAUAUUAUGUACCAUUUAUAAUGAAAAUAUACAUAGACUCAUGGCAUCGACGUACCGACUUUGGUUACGAAAACCGACGAUCCCUCUAAAUCGACA